Messenger RNA from Eruca vesicaria subsp. sativa (arugula), 2199 nucleotides. NCBI's taxonomy places the organism in Eukaryota, Viridiplantae, Streptophyta, Magnoliopsida, Brassicales, Brassicaceae. The record is from the annotation of a GenBank genome assembly.
UUUCUCUCUUUCUUAACUUGUUUUGAGGAAAUCUAGAAGGCAAAGCUAUAAAAAAAAAAUCUCAGAAGCGAGGUGAUACGAAGCAAGCAAUCAUGCUAACUUGCGUCUUCUGACAAAAUCGUAGUCAUUAGUCUCAGUAAGGAAGGUAGUGAUGGGGAAGAAAGGAAGUUGGUUUUCUAAAAUCAAAAGGGUUUUUACUCCACAUUCCAAAGAGAAGCUAGGCAAUGAAGCAGAGAGAAAGAGUGGAAAAGAAAAGAAGAAGAAAGGUUUUGGGAAGCUAAGGUGUGGAGAUACCAGUUCAUUUCUUCCUAUCUUCAGAGAGCCUAGUAGUAUUGAAAAGAUCUUUGGUGAGGCUGAGAGAGAUCACAAUCUUGUUUUCAGGCCUCCUACUCCUUCUGAUCAUUCAAAUCCAUUAUCAUCCACUCCUCCUCUGAGGCCUGCUUCCCCAAAACCAACUUCUCUAAGAGUUGACUCACCAAGAGCUGCUUCUCCAAAGUCUCCUCCUACUAGAGCAGACGUUCCAAGCUUGGAUUCUCCAGGAUGUCUUUCAUCAAAGCCCCCUGAUCGAUCAAAGCCAUCAUCAUCUUCUACCAGUGCUCCUCCUCCUCCUCCUCCCUUGCCUGCUUCUACUCGAGUUCCUUCUCCAAGACCAGUUCCACAAAGAGUUUCAUCUCCUAUAAAGCCCCCUUCUCCAACACCAACUUCACCAAGAGCUGACUCCCCACAAGCCCUCUCUCCAGAACCACCUUCUCCAAGAGCAGACCCACCAAGAUUAGAUAGUCCAAGGUCUCCUUCACCUAAAGCAGAACCACCGAGAUUGAAUGCUCCAAGACCCACUACACCUAGGCCUCUUUCUCCAAAAGCGGUCUCGCCUAGUGCUGUGCAGCGAGGGGAGUUUGUUUCUAGACCAGAGGCAACUCUCUCGGUCCAACAUGCUUCUGCAACAAAGAUUCAAGCAGCUUUCAGAGGUUACAAGACCAGGAGGAGUUUCAAAGCUCUCAACGGUCUAGCUAGGCUUCAAGGGGUGGUGAAAGGACGCAGCGUGAAGCGGCAGACUGUAAGUGCAAUGAAGUACAUGCAGCAAGUGGUCCGUGUUCAGUCCCAGAUUCAAUCACGCCGCAUCAAAACGUUGCAAAACCAAGUUCAUGUUGAGAAAGAUGAAGCAAAACGGGCUGCAUCAGAAGCUGGUAAUGACAAAUGGGACGACAGUGUUCUGACCAAAGGAGAAAGAGUUGCAAGAUCGCAGAGGAAGAUUGAUGCAAUCAUCAACAGAGAACGAUCAAUGGCCUAUGCAUACUCUCACAAGUUGUGGAAAAACAGUCUCAAGUCUGCUCAGGACGUUCAAAAUUCAGGUGGACUGUCUCUUUGGUGGAACUGGGGUGAUAGGCAGGUUCCUCUUGCUAGUCCUGCACCAAGCCAUAGACAAACACUAAGAGAUUACAUGCUAACACCAUCAAGACUGAGCCCAAGCCCUCUGUCUCAGUCAAGCAACCAACACCAUUUCAAGCAUGACAACAACUUUGACACUUCCACACCAACAUCGUCGAUUUCUACAUUUCACACCCCAUCCAGACCCUUCCGCACAUCAAGAUACUCGAGAGAAAGACUAAGAGGUCAAGAUUCACCUCUCAAAGACGAUGCCAGCUUCACAAGCUGCCCUCCAUACCCGAGGUACAUGGCUCCAACGGUCUCUGCCAAAGCCAAAGUUAGACCAAACAGUAAUCCAAAGGAGAGAGGGAUGGGUACACCAUCAGUCAGUAGUGAGAAAAGAAGAAUGUCUUAUCCCAUUACGCAAAAAGGUCUCAAUAUGUUUAGAUGGAAGAAAGGGUCAUUGCAUAUGAGCAAUAACGGUAGCCACAGAGGUCCUGGUUCACCUGGAGGUGUGGUUCUUGAGAAGCAAAAGACACUUAAGUCAGUAGGGAAUUCGAGUAUUGAUACUACUGUCUCUAUGCCAGCUACAGUUGGUAGGAGACCCUUUAACAUAUAUGUGUGAUUUCUUUUGUUCCAACCUUUUUAAUGUUAUUUUUGCUUCAUUUGUGGGUGGUGUUAAUUUUGAAUGUUGUUGUAAUAUCUAUUGUGAAUUUUCGUAUGUAACAUAACAAAAUAUUUGGUUUGAAGUAGAUGUCAUGUAUGUAAACUAAGACCAAUGUCUCAGUGAUAGGAAAGUAUAUAAAUGCAAAGACUUUGAUUCUGUUGGGA